AUGUUGCCUUGUUUCUGUUUCAGCGUUCAGGAUAAGUCCUUCAGCACCACAGCUCUGGCAGAGUGUGAUGAUUCGGGUCCUGUUCAUGAAGAGCAAGCAGCCAGUUCCAGCCCCAGAAAUGACGAUAACAAAGAAAAUUAUCCAGACAAUGCUGCAGUUUUAGAAGAAAGACAGCUGCCUUUGCAAGACAUCCAGCAGCACAAGGAUCAGGCAGCUGUUGGCUGCACACUAAAGCCUGCAAUGGGCAACUUAAAGCUGAGAAAACCUAAGCCCAUUGCAAAGCUAGAAAACGGAAAAAGCCACGAGGAAAGUCAGGAGCUGGAGCGCGCGUUGCCCGGCCUGUCUGCCUGGCGGGGGGCGCCGGGAGCCUCCGCUGGGGCCCGUGCCCAGAACGUGCCCUCCAGGUGCCCGGAAGCAAUCGGGACGUUCCCGCCAAGAAUAGAGCAGAGCACCUGCAUUUCACUAAAAGAAGCAACUGAGCAACUGCACAACAAAGAUGAGAAUUCCUUGCUGAAGCUGCAAGCCCUGGAAAGCGAUCUCUGCUCUGCGUUUCUGCCAAGCCAGGAGGAAGCUCCGCAGCCGCCGGCACCCAAGGAGGCAGCCCCUGCAGCAGUGCCGAGCGGCGCGCAAGCCGAUGGGGCCGGCUGUGCAGAGCCUGUACCAGCCCCCAGAGACUGGCAGAACGACCCGGACAGCAGCCCUCAAGAGCAUCGCUCCAUAGCGACCAGUCGACUACUGUAUCAUAUCACUGAUGGAGACAAUCCCCUUCUGUCACCACGCUGCUCUAUUUUUAGCCAAAGCCAGAGGUUUAAUCUAGACACAGAGUCUGCCCCUUCUCCACCAAGUGCUCAGCCUUUCAUGAUGCCAAGAAGUACUUCUAGAUGUAACUGUGAAGAUUGCAAAGAACCACAGACAGUAGCACAACUUACCAAGCAUCUUCAGAGCCUCAAGAGAAAAAUUAGGAAGUAUGAAGAAAAGUUUGAACAAGAAAGAAAAUAUCUGCCUUCACAUGGUGACAAGACCUCCAAUCCCGAAGUCUUGAAAUGGAUGAAUGAUCUGGCUAAAGGUCGCAAGCAGCUCAAAGAGUUGAAACUCAGAAUGUCAGAAGAGCAAAACUGCACAUCUACAGCACCCCAAAGAAACAACCGUUGUGAAAGCACCGGGCUCUCUAAAGAGACUGGGACACAGGAGGCAGCGAGCACGGAGCCGGCUCCCUCAGUAGAAGAAACCAUGGACAGUGUGCUGAGACGAUUACAGGAGAGAAGACAGCACUUCAACCUUCCCGAGACCCUGAAGGUAACUAAACAAGAAAAGAAUCUUAUGAAGCCUCUGUAUGACAGAUACAGAAUCAUCAAGAAACUUCUUGCAACACCAUCUUUGAUCACAACAAUUCAGGAGGAGGAAGACUCAGAUGAAGACCAUUCUCAGAGCAGCCAUGAAUUAUCAUCCAGUCCCAUAUCCUGCCUGCCUGUUGAUGAGCACCUGUGUUACUCCCAGGAGGAGAGUGAGCCUGCAUAUGUUUCACCUCUGGAUGAAAAAAAAGUUUUCAGAAAAACAGCCUUGUCUAUGUCCAAUUUACAUGAGGCAACAAUGCCUGUUCUACUUGAACAUCUCAGAGAAACAAGAGCAGAUAAGAAAAGGCUUCGCAAAGCUCUGAGAGAGUUUGAGGAGCAAUUCUACAAACAGACGGGAAGGAGUCCACAAAAAGAAGAUCGGGUACCCAUGGCAGAGGAAUACUCUGAAUACAAGCACACAAAAGCCAAAAUCAGGCUCUUGGAGGUUCUCAUCAGUAAGCAUGACAUCUGCAAAACGAUUUGAAAUGAGUGCAAUGGCGUGGGCUUGUUCUCUAGG
Messenger RNA from Tinamus guttatus (white-throated tinamou), 1851 nucleotides. The record is from RefSeq and is a predicted model, not a curated record. NCBI's taxonomy places the organism in Eukaryota, Metazoa, Chordata, Aves, Tinamiformes, Tinamidae.